GAUAUAAAGCUAGUCAACUCAAGGAAACAGAUUGUUCCAACAGGAGCUCUCGGAUUAUGGACAAAGUGGCCUUCUACAGUGUCUUUAUAGCCUCUAUUUAUCAUACAGACGCAACUAUAAAAUGUGGGACGUGUCUCCAACCGCCAAAUUACGUCAGCAGUUACGUCAAACUUAAAGCACAAUCUGUCCACUCAGAGGCCAUCAUACAACUCAACAUCACACAAGUUCCCAUCAAGGUUGAUAUCCAAGUUAGGCCAAUCAGCGGUAGUGACACAAACUUCGUAUUCCCCGGACUUGGAUCCUCUCAACGUGAUGAUGACAAAUCAGGAGUGUAUGGAGGCGUUGUUUACAAGUAUAAUGAAACGUCAGUCAAACUGUAUGUUCCCAAUAGGCACGAUAAUUCUGGUGAUGGUACGGUAAUAUUUACAGGCUAUAACAAUACUUGGUUUGGGCCUAAGGUACAGAAGGAGGAGGAAGCUGAGACACGAGUCAGGGUGUGGACCUCCUGUAAUUUCCCCACUCCGGAUUACGAGUCAAACUGGAUCCACAUGAAAGUAAAAAAUGGCAAGUAUAUAUAUUGGCGUUAUCUACUGUCAACUUGGAUGCUGAAAAAACAUUUUGCUGAUUACAAAUGA
Messenger RNA from Pecten maximus, 635 nucleotides. RefSeq lists its product as uncharacterized. NCBI's taxonomy places the organism in Eukaryota, Metazoa, Mollusca, Bivalvia, Pectinida, Pectinidae. The transcript has 4 exons. Bases 57 to 635 code for a protein of 192 amino acids. The record is from RefSeq and is a predicted model, not a curated record.